This is a messenger RNA of Arvicanthis niloticus (Nile rat), 4072 nucleotides long. RefSeq names its product adhesion G protein-coupled receptor L4 (gene Adgrl4). Gene Ontology annotation, molecular function: G protein-coupled receptor activity; calcium ion binding. Gene Ontology annotation, cellular component: plasma membrane. The record is from RefSeq and is a predicted model, not a curated record. NCBI's taxonomy places the organism in Eukaryota, Metazoa, Chordata, Mammalia, Rodentia, Muridae. Gene Ontology annotation, biological process: adenylate cyclase-activating G protein-coupled receptor signaling pathway; cell surface receptor signaling pathway.
GCGUCACAGGGGACUUAGCUGGACCCUGCUGAUCCUGCCCAGCUCCAGGACAGACCCGCACUCUAGCCUUGAGCGCUUGGCCGCCAGCUCCGCGGCUUCCAAUGAGACUCCUCCCGCUUCUAGUGGGUUUCUCCACUUUCCUGAAUUGCUCCUACACACAAAAUUGCAGCAAGACACCGUGUCUCCCAAAUGCCAAGUGUGAAGUGCACAACGGUGUGGAAGCGUGCUUCUGCAGCCCGGGGUACUCUGGGAACGGCAUCACAAUUUGUGAAGAUAUAGACGAGUGCAGCGAGUCUUCCGUCUGCGGCGAGCAUGCUGUGUGUGAGAACGUGAACGGAGGGUUCAGCUGCUUCUGCAGGGAAGGUUAUCACACCUCCACGGGGAGGUCACAGUUCACACCUAAUGAUGGCUCUUACUGCCAAGAUAUAGACGAGUGCAGCGAGUCUUCCAUUUGUGGCGAGCAUGCUGUGUGUGAGAACGUGAACGGAGGGUUCAGCUGCUUCUGCAGGGAAGGUUAUCACACCUCCAUGGGGAGUUCACAGUUCACACCUAAUGAUGGCUCUUACUGCCAAGAAAGCGUGAAUUCAAAUUGCCACUUGGAACAUGCCUGCAUUGUCGCAAACAUUAAUAAAACUUUAAAAAGAAUUGGACCCAUAAAAGAACAAACCACUUUACUCCAAGAAAUCUACAAAAAUUCUAAGGCUGAGCUCUCUCUGAUGGAUAUCGUCACAUACAUAGAGAUACUAACAGAGUCAUCCUCAGUACUAGGCUACAUGAACAACACCACUUCAUCCAAGGAUGCCCUUUUCAAUUCAACUCUUACUGAAUUUGGAAAAACUAUCAAUAAUUUUGUUGAAAAGAAUACACAUAAAAUGUGGGACCAACUACCUACAAAUCAUAGAAGGCUUCAUCUCACAAAACUGAUGCACACUGCUGAGCUCGUCACCUUACGGAUCUCUCAGAACAUCCAGAAUACUCAAUUUGAUAUGAAUUCUACUGACUUGGCUCUCAAGGUUUUCGUUUUUGAUUCAAUUCAUAUGAAGCACGCUCAUCCCCAUAUGAAUGUGGACGGAGGCUACAUAAAAAUAUUCCCAAAGAGAAAACCUGCAUCUGACUCAACUGGCAAUGUCGUAGUUGCAUUCAUGUGCUAUAAGAGCAUUGGCCCCUUGCUUUCCUCAUCUGACAACUUCUUGCUGGACACUCAAAAUGACAAUUCUGAAGGAAAGGAAGAGGUCAUUUCUUCAGUGAUCUCUGCCUCAAUUAGCUCAAACCCGCCCACAUUAUAUGAGCUUGAAAAAAUUACAUUUACACUAAGUCACAUAAAGCUCUCAGAUAAGCACCAGACACAGUGUGUCUUUUGGAACUACUCAGCCGAUGCCAUGAACAACGGCAGCUGGUCAUCUGAGGGCUGCGAGCUGACACACUCAAACGACACCCACACUUCCUGCCGCUGCAGUCACCUGACACACUUUGCGAUUUUGAUGUCCUCUAGUACCUCCAUUGGAAUUAAAGAUUAUAACAUCCUGACAAGGAUCACUCAGCUCGGAAUAAUCAUCUCCCUGAUCUGCCUGGCCAUAUGCAUUUUCACCUUCUGGUUCUUCAGUGAAAUUCAAAGCACCAGGACCACAAUUCACAAGAACCUCUGCUGCAGCCUCUUUCUAGCAGAACUUGUUUUUCUUAUUGGCAUCAACAUAAAUACAAAUAAGUUGGUCUGCUCUAUUAUUGCUGGUCUGCUCCAUUACUUUUUCUUAGCGGCCUUUGCCUGGAUGUGCAUUGAAGGCAUUCACCUAUACCUCAUCGUUGUUGGAGUCAUCUACAACAAGGGGUUUUUACACAAGAACUUUUACAUCUUUGGCUAUCUCAGCCCGGCUGUAGUUGUUGGAUUCUCGGCAUCUUUAGGAUACAAAUAUUAUGGUACCACCAAAGUAUGUUGGCUGAGCACUGAAAACAACUUCAUUUGGAGCUUCAUAGGACCAGCAUGUCUAAUCAUUCUUGUUAAUCUCUUGGCUUUUGGAGUUAUCAUAUACAAAGUUUUCCGCCACACUGCUGGACUGAAACCAGAAGUCAGUUGCUAUGAGAACAUAAGGUCUUGCGCCAGAGGAGCCCUGGCCCUCCUCUUCCUUCUGGGUACCACCUGGAUCUUUGGGGUUCUUCACGUAGUGCAUGCAUCUGUUGUGACAGCCUACCUCUUCACAGUCAGCAAUGCUUUCCAAGGGAUGUUCAUUUUCUUAUUCCUGUGUGUUUUAUCUAGAAAGAUUCAAGAAGAAUAUUAUAGAUUGUUCAAAAAUGUCCCCUGCUGUUUUGGAUGUUUAAGAUAAACAACGAGAAGUCGUGCUAAUUAUAGCUGCAAUGAAAUGGAAACUCCAAGAUUCGGAUAACCUGUGCGACAAAAAUGAGCCUGGCUUUAUUGUCAGUAAUUAAUUUCAAAUUCAUUUUUCUGUUCACAGUAUAAGACAUGUAGUUAAUGUGAGAUAAAAUUAUGGACCAGAGAGUCGCAGUGUGUUUUCCUAUAUGACAUAGUUAGAUAUGUCAAAAAUAGUACUGCAGAUAUUUGGAAAGUAAUUGGUUUCUCUGGAGUGAUAUCACUGUGCCCAAGGAAAGAUUUCUUUCUAACACAAGAAAUAUAUGAAUGUCCUCAAGGAAACCACUGGCUUGAUAUCUUUGUGACUCAUGUUGCCUUUCAAACGAGUCCCCUACCACCUUAGUAAUGAGUUCCUUUGCAGAAAGGAGAGCAUAACAGACUCGGAGGGACAGAAUAAGAAGCAGUGAAGAAGCCUUCUCUGACAAGGAAUUGUCAUUCCAAUAAACUUGGCUUUCUCUAAACUUGAUGAGAAAAUUUCAAGAUAAAAUAGCGAAAAAGGAAACACAUCCUAGCAGUUUGGGAAUUGGUCUGAACUUAAAAGUCCCAGAUCUAAAUUUGUCAGGUCUGUGUUCUUCCUUACUAUUGUAAAACCAAAGAAAAGCCAUACAACUGACAGAUACAGGGACGUAUGCUCUUAUGCUAACAUUAGGUCUGAGUGUAAAAUGUUCUCAUUCCUCACAGAUUAAGACUUCAAAUACAUAGUUAGUAAAACAUAGAUUUGUCAAACUAUUAUGCUGUUUAUGUCUUUAGUAAAAAAUAAAGUGUGAAGAAUUUUGUCUAUAAUAUUUUACUGUUAUGGAAAUUACCUUUUCAUGUUAGAGCAGCAUACUUGAAUAUUGUUUUUAAUCUUACAAACAGUGUAAUUCAUGUUGCAACAGGCCCUUUUAAUUGACUGUAUUUAAAAGGGCAUUAUAAAUUUAAACUAUUGAUGAAUUAUAAUUCUUUUCUUAUCAGAAAAUACACAAUUAAAGCAUUAUUUAUAACAAAUAAGUCACUGAGUCCUAUAGGGGUUCACAGUGGAUCUAUUUUUAGCCUGUUUCCCACUAUCUAUCAAAGUCUAUUUGCUUAAGUAUACAGCUCUACCUAUUAUUCAAAUGAAGAGGCAGUUUUUUUUCAGAAGUGAGUCAUUGUUCUGAACCUUCCUGAAAAUGUGAUUUGAUCCACUGGACAUUGUGAUUUUAAUUCUCCUCCUGUUGAAUGAAGCCUGACAAGGCCUCUCCUGAAAAGUGAAAUGUCAGCUGGAUGAAGCAGCCCUGCUACUUCCUGACUGAGUUGUUCUCUCAGAAAGACCACUCACCUGCCAAGAAGAGCUUUGCAUUUCUAGAGCUUCUGAGACAGUACAUUUUCACUAAAUCUCUGGAUUUCUUUCAUGCUAAGUUUGUGACACAGCAUUGUCAUUCUGAGAUUGGACUGUAGAAAUGAGAUCAAAACCUAAUCUGUUCAAUCAGUGGAUAUGAAACUAUCACAUGUAGUAGACAGAAUUACCCUCCCCAAAUAUCCUUACACUCCUCUUCAGACCCUGUAGCUGUGGUGGAUGGAGCAGGAGGGUCCUAUGGAGAGGAAGGGUGGCUGACCUCAACUCAGUUGGAGAACGCUCUCACUGAGCUGGGGAAAGUGAGCAUGCUGAUGAUGUUAUUUUAGUAUGGGUCUCCUGGUUUGGACAUCUCAAUUCUAGAGUUGUAAGACAAUAAAAUUCUAUUAUCAAAGCCA